GGCGUCUUCUUCCCAGUUUCCUCCCAUCAGUCAAAAUUACCAAAAUGGCGGCCGAACAGUGCGUUUUUACGAUCCCUUUACGGACUUGAUCAUGUCGUUGACGGAGGAGGACGUGAAGAGAUGGUAUGACAUUGCGAAAAAAUGGGGAAGAGCUACUUCUGCAGAGGUGUGCAGGGAAACCUUCGAAUGCGUUCAUGAUUUGUCAAGUUUCCUAAAAAGACUUGAGAAAGAUCUUAGCGAAGAGAUUGGUGAUGCACAAGUAAUUUUACAGAAAUUUCCAAGCCUUGGAAAGCUUCUUGGUCAAUUGUAUGAGAACACAGUUAUUAAAUUAUCAGAUGAAGUUUUUCAGAGUAUUGUGAGAUGCAGUUUAAUGCUUGCAAAUUCUUCUGGAGUUCAAGGAAGGAAUCUGAACAGGAAGGCAAAAGGUUGGGCCCAGACCCAGCUGAGACGAGCAACCACACCUGUGCUCAAAAACAGUAAUUUACACCAUAUUGGGGAAUUCUGGGGCUACACUGCUCAGGAGUCUAUGGAAAUGAUGCUGGAUAAGCUGGUGUCAUCCAUAUGUCACGAUCUGGAAGUAAUGAGGAGCUUUACGUGGAAUUUGGAGGAGAGAGAAUGUUAUCCUCAAAAACUAAUAUCAGGAUUAUGCCUCAAGGAACUGUCUGAAUUCUGCUUACCCCUUCUAUCUGUAGCACAAGCCAAACCUUUGGUGGAGAAGAUUCUUUGCUGUCAAAAAAGUUUGGAUUUGAUGUCAAGCUCCCAUGAAGGUUUCGUCAUAAGGGAAGGUGUCUCGCAGGAGUUUUUGAAAGCAGUUUCUUCCAGCAAAGGACUGUUAUUAUCAUACGAUUCACGAGUGAGUUUGUGGAAGAGGCACCAACCGAGCUUCGAAUCAGAGGUUUUAAAUCUACUGGAGAUAUCAACCCUUAGGCGGCCGUACUUUUCCAGAAAGCAACUGAAGGAUGUCGUUUGUUCAAAAGAAUUGCCUCGUGCUUGCGUGGAGAACCCAGAGCUCUUUGCAGUAGCGUUUGGCCUUCUGAGUUUAUUUCUGACCCAAUCUGAUGGGAAUACGCAAGUCGCAAAGCUCAUGUCAGUCUUUGGUGAAUUAUGCGUCCAGGAAUGUAAAGAAGGAAGUCCACAGGUUCUUUCCACAUUUUCUGAUUUGUUUCCCGACUAUUGUGUUGCGCUUGUUCGAAAAAUGACGAUAAAUCCACCAGAUAAAGAUUCCAUUCUUCGCAAUUUGCAAAUUAUUCAUAUGGAACUGGAACAGCUAACAAGUAAAUUAUCGAAAAGUGAACUGUUCGCCUUAUGGAAGACGCUUUGGUGUUUUCCCUCGUGGGAAUGUAAAGUUCUUAGAUUGUCGCUUUUAAGCUGCAGAGAAGAGGUACUGGAUGGAUGUAUCAAUAUGUUGUGUUGGUUUCAUGUUCCUCCAUUAUCAGACAAACAUGUCCCUUUAAAGGCAGCCCUGAAAGAAAUUCUUCAUCCUUUACGUCUUCUCAAGUCAAAGACCAGGCUUCAAUUUGCUGACGUUCAGUACAUUUUGUUUACAAGCCCUGUGUUACGAGACCCGGAGGCAGCCAUUUUACUGGGAAGACUGUUGCUGGUGUUCCUGUGUAAUGCCCUUGGUGGGCACUUGGUGUUCAAGGAUGUUUUACAAUUACUCACGCCGGGUUUUUGCUCUGUUAUGCGUUUGGCCUUUGUGUUGGACGGCUGGGAAGAUACCAUUUUGGCAACGAAAUCAACAUCUGUCGCGUCAACUGAGGAGAGGAAAGCUCGGCUGCUGUUGAUCAAAGAGAUUUCUCAUUUGCUUGACGACGUAAAGAGGGAAGUUACAGUUGAGCCUGUGCAAGGCGUGGCUAUGAGUAAUGAAUGGGACAGAAUAAAUAACAAUGACAAACAAGUCAAAGACUUGCUGACAAGAACCGAGGAGCUUAUUAAAGUUUUACAAGCUGAGGAUAACUGAAUAAGACAUAAUAAGUGACUGUGAGUCAAAAAUCAUAGAAACGCUGGCAAGAACCGAUAAGCCUGAAGACGAGUGAAUCGGAUAUGGUGGCUAUGCUUAAUGAGUGAGAAAGAAUUGGUAGGAAUGUAGACGCUUAGUAAGUCCAAAGUUUUUAUGUUGAACAUAACAUGUGUUUUUGGGUUUGACUUCUCUUUCUCUCUAUCGUGGUUAUUUUUCGUCCCACAUUUACAAUUCGCGAGGGCGAAGAUGUUACCUCCAGGUAACUGGUCUGCUAGUAGAGGCAGUAUCUCACAUGUAACGUAUAAACUGCCGAGAUCAUUAUAUGCGGAAAGCUGCAAACAAAUGCUGUAAUAGGCCACUUUCGAUAUAUUUAAAUUCAGCUUGAUAGUGAGGCCUAGAGAACACAAACAAAAGAAAUGAAUAAACAUGUCAUUCAAUUUCCUUUGUUUGUGCCCUCUAGGCCUCGCUGCCACGCUAAAUUUUGAUAUAUUGAAAGUGGUCUAUUCGAUCUGAGAUUACUGCAUGUCAUCACAUCUACUGUAAUUCAUGAGCUUUUAUUAAAGUCAUUGUGAUGAGUCAACAGACUAAAUUACCAGCCUAUCCACCUGUAGAGCCUCUAUUUUAUCUUGAGUUCGUAGAGAUCGAAAGCAAGAGUAUUAAACUAAGGGGAUUUGAAAAAGCCCGGACGCAGGGGGAGGGGGGUGGCCCUUUGCGCUUGAAGAAAAUAACUCGUAGGCAAAAAAUAAUAACCGUCUGUGGACAGACCACUCAAUUACUAAAAAA
Messenger RNA from Orbicella faveolata, 2743 nucleotides. RefSeq names its product Fanconi anemia group C protein-like. Gene Ontology annotation, biological process: interstrand cross-link repair; nucleotide-excision repair; cellular response to oxidative stress. The record is from RefSeq and is a predicted model, not a curated record. NCBI's taxonomy places the organism in Eukaryota, Metazoa, Cnidaria, Anthozoa, Scleractinia, Merulinidae. Gene Ontology annotation, cellular component: Fanconi anaemia nuclear complex.